Messenger RNA from Paramecium sonneborni, 1414 nucleotides. The record is from the annotation of a GenBank genome assembly. Lineage: Eukaryota; Ciliophora; Oligohymenophorea; Peniculida; Parameciidae.
CUGAUUUCUUAAAAUGGCAAUCUUAUCAUUUGAAGUAGUUUUGACAUUAACAGCUUUGUUAUUGUAUUAUGUAUACUACAAGAAAUUCAAAUUUUUUACAAUAGUAGAGAGAUUAGAUGAGAAGAAUGUUAGAAACAAAUUACCAAGAGGAAAAUGUCCACCAUCUUAUCCAAAUGGUUGGUACCGUCUUUGUAGAUCAGGAGAGUUAUAAGAAGGGUAAAUUAUAUUUGUAAUAUAAAAAAGAGAAGUAAAAGAAAUAAAAUUGUGUGGAAGACAUAUUGCUUAUUAUAGAGGAACUGAUAAAUAGGUUUAUGCAGUAGCUGCAUAUUGUCCUCAUAUGGGUGCAAAUUUAGGAAUAGGUGGUUAAGUGAAAUAUAGAUCAUGUAUAGAGUAAUGAUAUUAAGAUAAUCUUAAAAAGAUGUCCAUUCCAUGGUUGGAGUUUUGAUGGUAAAAGUGGUCUAUGUGUUAAUUCAGAACAACUAGAUCCAAAGAUAGUCUCAACUUAUUGUUAUCCAGAUAUAGAAAGAGUAACUAAGAAUUAAAAAGGAGAAUAUAUAUAAAAGAUUGCAGAUGGUUAAGUGAAAAUAAAAACAUAUUUGGUGAAGGAAAUAAAGGGAAUAGUCUAUAUUUGGUUACAUUCUAAAGAAAUUAAACCGUAUAACUAAUUAUUUUAAUAUGUUUUAGAUGGUAUAAUAUUGUAAGUGAGAAAAGCGAACAUUUAACUUUAAGAGCUGAAAGUGUAAAUUAUGUCAAUUGUCACAUUCAAGAAAUACCAGAAAAUGGUGCUGAUAUGAGACAUUUUGAUUAUAUUCAUUAUUCUGCUAUGGAUAUAAUACCAUCUUGGUUAAUAAGUUUAAAAUGGGAAAUGAAAACAAAGAAUGCUAAAGACUCUGAUUUCUUAUAAUAAAUGACACAUUCUGUUCAUAAAUGUAGAAAUUAUCAAAAAGAUCUUUUUGAUUAAUAUUUAUCAAAUAAGGAAUUGAUUCCAUAUUUAAAUGUGCUUCUUUUAGAUGGAUAUGUAAUUCUCUUUAAUAAAUUUAAAUUUCAUGCUAUUUGGGCAACAGGAUUCUAAAUGGGACCAGCUACUGUAGCAUUAUAUGUAAAAAGUGCUAUUUUUGAAGUAUUAUUUAAACAAUCAAUUUAACCAAUUGAAAAAUUCACUUAAAAAGUUUAUCAUACAGUAUUUACAAAUGGAUAUUUACCUUAUUGGUUAUCAGCAUAUUUAUUACAUGCUGAAUUGAGAUAAGUUCUAUUUGAUGUUAAAUUAUGGAAUGCCAAAAUAUUUUCAGAAACACUUAGAUAUAAUCUAAAGACAUAUUCUGAUCAAGCUUUAUUAUAAUGGAGAUAAUGGUAUUCACAAUUCUAUGAAGGAUCAGCUGAAUUUGAAAAAGGAUUAGAUAAAUUAGAAUGGUGA